Molecule: messenger RNA, 1608 nt
Organism: Exophiala dermatitidis NIH/UT8656
Lineage: Eukaryota; Fungi; Ascomycota; Eurotiomycetes; Chaetothyriales; Herpotrichiellaceae
Exons: 3
Coding region: 1-1608 (535 amino acids)
Biological process (GO): regulation of DNA-templated transcription
Molecular function (GO): DNA-binding transcription factor activity, RNA polymerase II-specific; zinc ion binding
Source: RefSeq, a predicted model, not a curated record
AUGGUGGGCAUUGCUCGUUCACGAGGCUGCCAGACUUGCAGAAGGCGCAAGAUAGCGUGCGGCCUAGAGAAGCCAUACUGUCACCAAUGCAUCAAAUCAAAGCGAGUGUGUACAGGUUAUCAACCCUAUCCCAUUUUCAUUCAGCACAAAGUUCCGUCCAAUACCACCACCAAGCUGGAUGUUUGUGCUGAACGAGGGAUCAGUGCCUCUGGAGCCGACCAGAACGCCGGCGCCCGGCAAACUGUCCUGCCAAACUCCAAGUACAUCAGUUCAGAUCAUGGCAGCAAUGUGCAGCUGGCCAUGUCGCUCGUCCUAGCUGGACAGGUCGAUCCGCAGCCCGUGAUACGGCAGCAACUCCUCGAAGAGUACCUCAGCCUCCAUUUGCCGGCACAUCAGCUCGGUCCAAUGCAGCGACGGCUGUGGCUGUUUCAGCUGCCAACUAUCCCCAAAAUGAGCCCUGCACUGGAGAUAGCGACGAUGGCACUAUGUUUGGCGAAAAUGAGCGACGUUCACAACGACUCUAUCCUCCGACAUGAGAGCCUCGAGCUGUACCACAGAGGGCUGCUCCAACUCCAGAAGGCGCUCUGGGAUCCUGAACAGAUGUACGACGAGCAGACGCUGGCGGCAUGUGUUGCACUGGCCUCAUACGAGUUGAGUCAGUGUCCCAACAACUCGAGGCACGGAUACAUCAUCCAUACAGCUGGUUGCGAGAAUCUGAUUCGCCUCCGCGGGCCGGAGGCACACAAGGACGGGUUGGCACACCAGAUCUUCAUUCAAUAUCGCGUUCAGGGGAUUCUAUACGCGCUAAAUCAAAGGCAACCGACCUUUCUAACAGAACCUGUAUGGCAAAGUGUGCCGUAUGAAAAUAACCCCAAAACAGUAUUUGAUCAGGUCUACGAUUUUAUCACAAUCGCAACGGAUAUGCACAAACACGGCGAGCGGAUACCAUUUAUGGACCCCAUUAGCCGGUAUCGAACCGGGAGGCAGAUGAUUUCAGAAUGUUGGAGGACGGAUCGUGCUCUUGCUUCAUUAUAUCAUCGACUCAUUAUGAGUCAUGACGGACCUCUAUAUUGGUCCGAACAGGCCGGGAGGCAAACCGUCGAGGACGAGGACAAUGCUAAUAGCAAUAUGCCGCUCUUCCCCGCUGCAUUCCACUUCCCGAAUCUGACUAUCGCCAGCACGGUCCUCGUCUUUUGGGCUUGCGAAGCGAUGUUAUGGCAGGGAAUGAAUCAACUCUACCGCCUCAUGGGAGAAUUGCGCAGGGAGUGCGACAAGAACGACUUUUUCAAAAGCGCAUUGAUGGUCUCGGAGGCGUUCUCGGGGUUUUCAGCAGAUACCGAUCCCUUUGAUCUGCCGGCUCUGGAACAUCGAGUAGACUUUGCAGCUCCUGCGCGAAACAUCUUCCAGUCCGUGGAGUACUGUCUGAAGGAGGAGAUGCGGGACCAUGGUCCAAAAUCGGUGGCGGCACCGUUGCGUAUUGCCAUGGAGACACUGAGAGCCUACCCCGAGUAUCGGCGGGACGUGGAGUGGGCGGAGGAGGCGAUGAUUAAAGUCCAACAACGAUCUUUGCGUCUGCUCAUGUACUACACUGGCACUGAGGAGCAUUGA